ACUGGUUCUGGACAGUUGUCACCAGGCUUACCUGUAAAAUUAGCUGGCAUUUGGGUAACACCUGUAACCCUGUUAUACGGCUUUAAAAAAUACAACCUCGAAAGAUGGCCUCAACUCGUCCGUGUGUCUUGAUGAACAAUCUGUGUGACGAAAAUCCCGAGUGGGGGAUCCGUCCGGAAUAUGCCGAACAGUUCAGAGAAUACUUUGACAUCAUCUGGUCACGUGACGUGGAAAAGAACCCGGAACUUGGCAAAAAAGUUGUGGCCGCCAUCUUUAACAGAGGAAAUGAUUUUGGUCUGUUGGACAAGCUGGAUUCAGUGUUUCCGAACAUAAAGAUCAUCACUAGCAUCAGUGUGGGAGUUGAGAGGGUGGACGUCAUAGCGUAUAACAAGCGAGGUAUCAAGUUUUGUAACUCGCCUGGAAUCCUCGACCCGGUCGUGGCAGAGUUCGCCAUUGGCUUGAUGCUAGCUUCUGCAAGGAACAUCAUCAAAGGAUACAAAUACGCCCACAGCCAGGAAGUGAGUGACAACUACUGCUAUGAACAGAACUGGGUGGGUGGGGUGCCCGUCAGUGAGGCCACGGUUGGUAUAAUCGGGUUAGGUCGAAUUGGGUAUUCCAUCGCCCAGAAAGCUUACAGAGGAUUCAACAUGAAGAUCUUGUACUACGAUAAAUUCAGGAGGUCUGAAGACGACGAGAAAGCCGUAUCAGCAACGUACUACACCGAUUUACAUCAAAUGCUCAAAGAGUCGGACUUUGUCGUUACAAUCUGCCCCGUAACACCGGAAACCACAGGAAUUCUGGGAGCGGCUGAGUUCAAGGUCAUGAAGAAGUCCGCCAUUGUUAUCAAUGUAGGACGAGGCAAACUCAUAAAGACAGACGACUUAGCGAAGGCUCUUCAGUCUGGAGAGAUCCUUGGUGCCGCCCUUGACGUCACCGAUCCCGAGCCGUUGCCACGCGAUCACACGCUGCUGACUCUGCCGCAAGUGAUUGUCACGCCUCACAUUGCCGGCGCUCUUCUGGCCAGGCGUUCCCAGAUGGCUCGGCUCUGUGCCGAAAACAUCAAGGCGUGCCUCGAAGGCAAACCAUUACUUUCAGAAUUUAAACCGAUAUGAUUGCUCUCAGAAUUCAAACGGAUACAAGUGCUCUUUGAAUUCAGACCGACACCCGUCAAUAUAACAUCAUUUCCAUAUGCACCCCCACUCAUUCGUUCGGCACUUUGUUGUUGUUGUUUCUUUGCUGUUUUGUUUUGUUUUUUUCCCCUUUUUUCACAAAAGAGUAUGUAACGAUUGAAAAAUAUA
This is a messenger RNA of Liolophura sinensis, 1298 nucleotides long. Its product is annotated as probable 2-ketogluconate reductase. Gene Ontology annotation, cellular component: cytosol. The coding region runs from base 105 to 1112 and encodes 335 amino acids. Lineage: Eukaryota; Metazoa; Mollusca; Polyplacophora; Chitonida; Chitonidae. The record is from RefSeq and is a predicted model, not a curated record. The transcript is spliced from 6 exons. Gene Ontology annotation, molecular function: hydroxypyruvate reductase [NAD(P)H] activity; glyoxylate reductase (NADPH) activity; NAD binding.